AUGACUUCCUCGUAUGCAAAUUCUCAUCGUCUCUUUUUACAAGCUUCUAUGUCUGAACGUUUCUUUCCAGAAACGAAAGCUAUAGAAAUGUAUAGAAAAGCAUAUUUGGCUAAUAAUGUACGAAGACCUACCGAAACAUUUCAAGAGUUUAUGGCUUCAAUUAACCAAAAACUUAACUCAAUUGACAUGGAAUUUAGAAAAAGUCACGAUGAAACUGACGGUACACCCGUUUGGGCUUUAGUUAACACUAAUGGGGAUGAAAUUUCGAAAUUAGUUACAGAAUAUACAGCUGUUGAGAUUUCAUAUUUUAAACAUUUGAUUGAACUCAUUGUCACCGCAGAUUAUGAAGAAUUUUCGGUUUCAUCAAUCACGGCACUAAGAGAAGCUUCUAAACUCAAAACGACCAUAACAAAAAGUGCCGCAGAAUCUUUAUUACAAAAAUUUGUUGAAGAUAAAUGGUUGAUUUUAUCAAAGAAUGGAAAAUAUUCUUUGAGUCAAAGAGCAAUACUUGAAUUACAAGUUUAUCUAAAGGAAACAUAUGAAGAUAAUCUUAUUGAAUGUACACUGUGUUACGAUAUUAUUACCAAGGGCCAACGUUGUGAUGUACAACAAUGUAAAUCACGUUUUCAUCAUCAUUGUUCACGAAAUUACUUUGCUUCACAAACUGAAAAAGUUUGCCCAUCUUGUAAAAUUGCUUGGAAAGAAUCUAAUGUGAUCGAAUCCUAA
Diversispora eburnea is the source of this 726-nucleotide messenger RNA. The record is from the annotation of a GenBank genome assembly. NCBI's taxonomy places the organism in Eukaryota, Fungi, Glomeromycota, Glomeromycetes, Diversisporales, Diversisporaceae.